Pristis pectinata (smalltooth sawfish) is the source of this 7585-nucleotide messenger RNA. It is a transcript of the gene polq, whose product is annotated as polymerase (DNA directed), theta. Gene Ontology annotation, biological process: double-strand break repair via alternative nonhomologous end joining; DNA-templated DNA replication. The record is from RefSeq and is a predicted model, not a curated record. The transcript has 30 exons. The coding region runs from base 52 to 7344 and encodes 2430 amino acids. Gene Ontology annotation, molecular function: ATP binding; DNA-directed DNA polymerase activity; DNA binding. NCBI's taxonomy places the organism in Eukaryota, Metazoa, Chordata, Chondrichthyes, Rhinopristiformes, Pristidae.
AUCAACAGUGUAGAUUCAGAUACUUCAGCCUGCCCUACUGCAAAGAAAGUAAUGAUUUCUCCUGGGUAUUCAUCAGCCUUUAAUGAAGCCCAACAGAAGUUUCAAAAAGCAAGGCCUGUGGUUAAAAGGCAAGUUAGAAUUGUGCACAAGCUGGAUAAGAACUUAAAAACUUCAGGGGGACAUAUCAUACUUAGUCCUAACAACCAGAAACUAUUGCAAGAGAAGCAGCUUUCUCAUUCUAACUGUCCCUUGUCAGUACUGACAGCUCCUCCUGGCCUCAGUCAAAGUUUGUUAGAUGGCAGCAAACUCAGUGAGUCCUUGACAGCAACAGCAACAGCAACAGGACAAUGUGGGGAGAUAGCUGCUACAACAGAACAAAAGGAGCUGCUGCUACUGUCGAAUUGGGGAAUACCCAAAGUAGUUCUGGAGAAAUAUUGGAGCUUGGGGGUGGUGAGCAUUUUUGAAUGGCAAGCUGAAUGUCUUAUGCAAAAUCGUGUAUUGGAGGGAAGAAACUUGGUCUAUUCAGCCCCAACUAGUGCUGGGAAGACAUUUGUUGCAGAAUUGCUCAUUCUAAAGAGAGUUCUGGAAAGGAGAAAGAAGGCUCUGUUCAUUUUGCCGUUUGUUUCUGUGGCAAAGGAGAAAAUGUAUUACCUGCAGAACUUAUUCCAAGAUGCGAUGGUGAGAGUAGAGGGAUAUAUGGGAAGCACAUCACCUGCUGGUGGAUUUUCAUCACUGGAUGUAGCUGUGUGUACAAUUGAGAAAGCAAAUGGACUCAUCAAUCGAAUUAUUGAAGAGGAGAAAGUAGAUCAACUUGGAAUAAUAGUAGUAGAUGAGUUGCAUAUGUUGGGGGACUCUCAUAGAGGAUACUUGUUGGAACUUCUCUUAACCAAGAUAUUAUACGUCACUAAAAAGAGAGAAAAAAGUCGUAAGGUUUCAUCAGAAGAACAGAGACUUAGUGAUGGAAUACAGAUUGUGGGAAUGAGUGCCACCCUUCCAAACCUAGGGACUGUAGCCACCUGGCUAAAUGCAGAACUGUAUUGUACGGACUUCAGGCCUGUACCUCUAAUGGAACGGUUAAAAAUUGGGAAUAAAAUUUAUGAUUCAACAAUGACAAUGAUACGAGAAUUUCAACCUGUUCUUCAGGUAAAGGGUGAUGAGGACGAUAUAGUCAGUCUUUGCUAUGAGACUGUACAUGAUGGCCACUCCGUCCUUCUCUUCUGUCCUUCUAAGAAUUGGUGCGAAAAGCUGUCUGAAACCAUAGCCAGAGAGUUCUGCCAUUUGCACCACAGUGCUGCUGUUGGCACAGAAGGAUUUGUAAAAGCAUCCAAAUUGCUUCCAUUUGCACUGCGCAGGGAUGAACUUCAGGAAAUUGUGGACCAGUUGAAGCGAUCGCCAACAGGACUCGAUGUGGUGCUUGGUCGCACUGUACCUCAGGGAGUGGGCUUUCAUCAUGCUGGAUUGACUUUCGAUGAACGGGAUAUUAUUGAGGGAGCAUUUCGUCAGGGUUUAAUUCGUGUUCUUGUGGCUACCUCCACCCUCUCCUCUGGUGUGAAUUUACCAGCUCGUCGUGUGAUUGUGAGAUCACCAGUGUUUAAUGGACGACUUCUUGACGUUAUUACAUACAAACAGAUGUCUGGGAGAGCUGGGAGAAAAGGAGUGGACACCAUGGGCGAAAGUAUAUUGGUGUGUAAAAAUUCAGAAAGAACCAAAGGAAUGAGCCUGUUACAAGGCUCUCUUAAACCCGUGCACAGCUGCCUUGUGAAGAAGGAGGGAGAGGACGUCACCACCAGCAUGAUCCGAGCCAUCCUUGAGAUAAUAGUAAGUGGUGUUGCCAGCACCCCAGAAGAUGUACGUGUGUAUACUUCAUGCACACUGUUGGCUGCUAGUGCACUUGAAAGUGAAGUAACAUCAAUCCAAGGCAACACCAUUGACGAUUCUAUUGAGUACUUGAUGGAGAAUGAGUUUAUUCAGAUACUGGAAGAGGACCGGGAAGGAGAUAAAAUUCAACUGUAUCGUCCCACACAAUUGGGAGCAGCCACUCUUGCCUCUUCCCUGUCUCCUCCAGAUGCACUAAGAAUCUUUGCAGACUUGCAAAAAGCAAUGAAAGGAUUUGUUUUGGAGAAUGACCUUCAUAUUCUCUAUCAGAUCACACCAGUCUAUGAAGAAUGGGUAACCAUUGACUGGUAUCAAUUCUUCUGCUUGUGGGAGAACUUGUCAGCCUCAUUGAAGAGAGUAGCAGAGUUGGUUGGAAUUGAAGAAGGAUUCUUGGCCCGUUCAAUUAAAGGAAAACUUAUUCCAAAGACUAGCAGACAGCACAGACAAAUGGCCAUCCACAAAAGGUUUUUUACCAGUCUUGUGUUACUAGACCUAAUCAAUGAAGUUCCUCUUGGAAUAGUUGCUAAAAAAUACCACUGUUGUCGAGGGCAACUUCAGUCACUGCAGCAAUCUGCAGCAUCUUAUGCAGGUAUGGUGACAGUGUUCAGUAACAGGCUUGGAUGGCACAAUAUGGAAAUGCUCCUCUCGCAGUUUCAGAGCCGCCUUAGUUUUGGAGUUCAACGGCAACUCUGUGAUCUGGUGCGGAUUUCCUUGCUGAAUGCACAGCGUGCACGAGCACUGUAUAAUGCUGGAUUUGGCACUAUUUCUGAGCUCGCACAUGGGAACCCUGCUGAUGUAGAAACAGCCCUGAGAAAUGCAGUCCCAUUUAAAAGCUCUAGGAGAGCAGUUGAUGAGACGGAGUAUGAAGCUCAAGAGCGCAGGAAGACGCGUUGUAUAUGGGUGACUGGAAGAAAAGGGCUAACUGAGAGAGAAGCUGCAGUGUUGAUUGUACAAGAGGCCAGGAAUCAUCUUCAACAAGAUUUAGCUUCAAUGGGCAUUGAAUGGAACCACGACCAGCUGUUGACUGCAACACAGAAGGAGCCUGCUGAGAGCAAUCAGGAACAUGAUGCUUUGGGAUGUACUGCUGAUAAGACUGAAGUGACUUGUGUGAGGAAUGCAGAAAGCCUGAUUCCCAACAGGGAAACUACCAACAAGCAGCUGUCAGAUAGCCUUCCCAAAGAAAAUAUUUGUACUGUAGUUGAUGGGAAUUGUAAGCCAACCAGUAUGGAUCAAUCAAAUGUCAGACAACAAUUUCAGAGUAAUAUUAAAGUUGAAAGAGAUAUUGUUGGAAGGAAUUGUGUUCUGGACAAAAACAGUGAUGUGAAUCAUGAAGAAAAGACUGUUGCAGAAAAUACAGUUCAAACUUUGCACCAAAUGCAGUUUGAGAAUGACUCUAAUAAUCCAAAGAAUGAAGAGUGCAUUAUUAGUGAAAAUAAACCAUAUAGUUCAAACGUUACUGGUUGCAAGUCAUCUGAGCUGAGUUCUAUGACAAGAGAAUUUGAUGAGAGUUUUCAGUUGGAUUCGCAAAUUGAGAAGAUUAUAGACUAUGCUGCUGUGGUGUUGGCUCCUUGUAAAUACCAACAGGAAGCUGAAUGCAGAGUAGAAGUCCAAAAUGUGACAGAAAAUGGUGAGCACUUUUUUAAUAUUGAAACAAAAACAGACCAGUCUGCUGGUGACACUUCAACUGAAAAUGAGAUGGUGAAAAACAAGACUGCUGUGAGACAGAAAACUCUGCAUUUAACACAUUCUAGCUCCACUGUUGGAAAGGAAAUGUCUUCUAACUUGGUGAAGUCCAUAUCAUCUCCCAACAGUGUUCCAGCUGCAUCCUCUCAAAUAGUUCAUCCUUUACUGAAAGCCAAUGAUUUAUCUUUAAUUGAUACUCAACUAGAAAACUUCAUACUAGAUUACAAGACACCAGCCUCUUCUGAAGAAACUGUCCCAGUUGUUCAAAUACUGAAUGGUGCAGUGAAUAAUACACAUUCCAGUAGUGUAAAACUCAAUUUUCAAGAACACCGAGGCCAUUCUAUUACUGACAAUGAGAAGACACUGAACAUGAGUGAUAGUCUAUUUGAUAGUUUCACCGAACUGUCCUUGUGUGAUGACAUGAAUGCACUGGAAUUUCCACCUGGUCAACAGCUUGUACUUAAAUCAGAUAUGCAUACUGAGAGCUCGACUUCCUUUAGUCUGUUUGCAGAAGAUGAAAUUCACAAUCAAAAUGAUGUACAAACUACUGAAGAAAGUUUGCACUGGAAUGAUUUGUCCUUUAAUCCCUCCAAUUUUAGAGAUUUCAGCCAAAAUGACAAUUCUCUCAUUCAGAGCUCAAAGGAGUUGCAUGUCCUAAAUCUAAAUGGGAGUGCAUCUGAUAUUACUGACUGUGUAAGACUGCAAGAUGAAAAAAUGGUGAAUGAUCAGACAAAGAACAAGCCAAAGCAAAGACCAUUAACUAAAGAGUUAUCUGAAUCUUUGGAGGAAAAUAAGGUGGUGGAUAGCAAUACCUGGAUGUGGUCAGGCACAUCACUUGAGCUAAAUUCAGGGAUGAAGGAUUUACUAAAUCAUCUGCCAGCUUCCCCAGGUCUAAAAUGUUCAGGUUUAAAUGCCCAAACCAACAGAGAAGAAACAAACCUGGAGAAUGACCACUGUUUGAGGAAAUUUACAGAAAUUGAUGGCUUUCAGAACCAUACAAAAGAAAGCUCCAAUGCUCCACAUCAACAGCAUGGUCUGGUGUUAAAUCAAACAGAGAAAGCUUUUAAUCAGGUGUCAUUAAAUCAAAACAAAAAGCUGGAUACAUUUAACCAGUCACCCGUUUCGGAAUUGGAAGAGCAGUGUGAAUCCAGGUCAGACAUUCGGAAUGAAGUUCCUCCAACACCCCCCAAUGAUCCUGUAACUCCCAAAAUCAAAAUGGCAUUUUCUGCUGUGACAAAUGAAAAAUCAGAAGAAAAGUGCAAAAAGCAAUUGUUGACCAAAAUGACCCCUGUUUGCUUAUCUCAAAAUCCUGUUUUUGGAAAAGCAGGAGCAGGAAUUUCUCCAUCUCAUCAUGUUGACUGUAGUUAUGUGAUAAAUUGCAAUGCUGAUGCUGAAGGUUCUUUCAUUGAUGAAGAGUUUUUGCUUCAACUUUCUCAAGACAAUUUAGCAUCACCACCUGGGCCCUCCAGUGCAGAGACAUUCACCAUUAUUGAUGUGGCAAGUAGCCGGGUUCUUUUCCAGACAUUCAUAAAAGAGUGGAAAAGUAAACGAAGAUUUGCACUAGCUGCUGCUUGUGAGAAAAAGGAGUGUGUUUUGUCACCCAGCUCAGAGAUAGGUGGAAGAUUUAAACAAGCCCAGGCCACAAAGAUCCAAACCAAAACUGAUGGCUUUGAAGUGAGCAGUCACAAGGACCUUGUAGUAAUUGGAUUGUGUGUAUCUUGGGGAGGGAAAGAUGCUUAUUACAUCUCCUUGCAGGAUGGUCAGCAAAACACUGGAGAUUUAAGCAACAGUUUGGCCCCUCCGCCUCUAGAUCCUGAUCUUUCUGUGAAAGACCGGCUUCUCCAUGUGCGUUCAUGCUUAGAGCAGGGUGUAACUACUGAGGCACAACGUUCAGUUAUUGUGUAUGACUUUAAACAACACUACAAAAUUCUCCUUGAGGCCUGCAAUAUCUCCAUGGAAGGCAAUUAUGAAGAUCCAAAGGUUGCAUGUUGGCUGCUGGAUCCUGGUUCCAAAGAGAGAACCCUUCACAACAUAGUGACCAAUUUUCUCCCUCAUCAACUUGCACUGUUAGAAGGGGUGAAAACAAGUCGUGGCAUUCAGAGUCUUGGGCUGGAUGUACAAGCAGAUGUCUCAGGCCGUCAUAGAGCCUCCAUUGAGUCUGUGUUGGUCUUUAAUGUAAUGAAUCAACUUAAUAUUCUACUUGAGAAAGAAAAUCUGCAAGACGUGUUUUGCAAUGUUGAAAUGAAGACCCAGUAUUGUCUGGCAUUGCUGGAGAUGAAUGGAAUAGGAUUCAGUACUGCUGAAUGUGAGAGCCAAAAAUAUAUAAUGCAGGCUAAACUUGCAGACAUAGAAGCACAAGCUUAUCAGCUAGUGGGUCACAGUUUCUCUCUGACCAGCCCAGAUGACAUUGCCAAGGUUCUGUUUUUGGAGCUCAAACUUCCUCCUAAUGGAGAUACCAACAUUAAAGGGAAGAGGACUCUUGGCUCCACAAGGAGGACAGCACCAGUGGGAGGAUGUGUCAGGCUGGCCAAACAAUUCAGCACAAGCAAGGAGGUAUUGGAGAAAUUGAAGCCACUUCACCCUUUACCAGGUUUAAUCUUGGAAUGGAGGAGAAUCACUAAUGCAAUGACCAAAGUAGUGCUCCCUCUGCAACGAGAGAAACAUCUCCAUGCUUGGCUGGGAAUGGAAAGGAUCUACUCCAUCUCACAGACGCACAGUGCCACAGGUCGAAUCAGUUUCACUGAGCCAAAUCUGCAGAACAUACCAAAGGAUUUUGAAAUUGAAAUGCCAUCAGUGAUCAGAGAGAGUCCCCCCUUCCAAGGAACAAGCAACAUUGUACUUACACGAUCCAGGAGAAGGCAAGGCCACAGCAUAAUACCAUUAUCUGGAAAGGCCACAAUGGGUGAUGGAAAGACCGAUAAAGGCCUGCCAUUUGCUGUCAGUAUAAGGCAUGCUUUUAUACCCUUCUCAGGUGGCCUGAUUUUGGCAGCAGAUUACUCUCAGCUGGAGCUACGAAUUCUGGCUCAUCUUGCCAAGGAUAACAGCCUUAUUCAGAUCCUAAACAGUGGGGAAGAUGUGUUUAAGAGCAUUGCUGCAGAAUGGAAAAUGGUGGAGCCAGCAGCAGUAAGUGACGAAUUGCGACAACAGGCCAAGCAGAUCUGUUAUGGUAUAAUUUAUGGGAUUGGAGCCAAGUCUCUCGGUGAGCAAAUGGGCCUGGAUGAGAAUGAAGCAAGUCGCUACCUAGAAACAUUCAAGUCUCGCUACAGAGGGAUUCAGGCAUUUCUACGGGAAACAGUAAAAAGUUGUCAGGAAAAUGGAUUUGUUCAAACAAUUCUUGGCAGGAAACGGUACCUUCCAGCAAUAAAGGAUCACAAUCCUCAUGUUAAAGCUCACGCUCAGCGACAAGCAGUGAACACCACUGUACAAGGAUCAGCAGCUGAUCUGGUAAAAAUAGCUACUGUUAAUAUUCAGAAACGAUUAGAGGAAACCUUCCCCUCUGUUGCCAAAUCACAUGGUCACUGGAUGUGUAAGGUUCAUGGAGACCGAAGACUGGGUAUCACUGAAAAGAAGAAACAGCGAGAAAUGUUACAACCAGAAAGCGGAGGUUUUUUCAUCUUGCAGAUGCAUGACGAACUCCUUUAUGAAGUUGCAGAGAAUGAUGUAAUACAGGUUGCUCAGAUAAUGAAAAAUGAAAUGGAAAAUGCCAUGAAACUGCUGGUAAAACUCUCUGUCAAAGUAAAGUUUGGUCCCAGUUGGGGCAAUCUUCAGGACUUAGCCUUGUCAUGAAGAACUUGACAAAUUAAAAAAUGUAAAUUAAUUAAUUUAUUCUAUACUGAUUGAUAUAUAUAUAAUAUAAUUAUAAUAUAAGUUAAUAAAUGGUGCUACUUAAGAUAGUUUCAAGAAAAUGGAAGCAUGUUUUGGUGAUUAAGUUAGAAUAUCUUUUUAAUGAAAGCAGAUCGUUAGAUUUUCAACAAUGAAUUGCUGACAUUGGUUAAUGAUAUUUAGUGAUCAGCUUGAUAAAAGGAUU